Molecule: messenger RNA, 3208 nt
Organism: Carassius auratus (goldfish)
Lineage: Eukaryota; Metazoa; Chordata; Actinopteri; Cypriniformes; Cyprinidae
Product: palmitoyltransferase ZDHHC9-like
Exons: 9
Coding region: 1-1158 (385 amino acids)
Biological process (GO): peptidyl-L-cysteine S-palmitoylation; protein targeting to membrane
Cellular component (GO): Golgi apparatus; endoplasmic reticulum
Molecular function (GO): protein-cysteine S-palmitoyltransferase activity
Source: RefSeq, a predicted model, not a curated record
AUGUCGGCUGUGAUGAUAACGCGGAAGGUCUCUCGAAAAUGGGAGAAAUUACCUGGGAAAAACACCUUCUGCUGCGAUGGACGGGUUAUGAUGGCUAGGCAGAAAGGAGUAUUUUACCUGACCCUGUUUCUCAUCAUUGGAACCUGCUCUCUGUUCUUCGCCUUUGAGUGCCCGUACCUGGCAGUGCACCUGUCUCCUGCCAUCCCUGUGUUUGCAGUGUUGCUCUUCGUCUUUGUCGUGGCCAUGCUGCUCCGAACCAGCUUCAGUGACCCAGGGGUGCUGCCACGGGCUCUGCCGGAGGAGGCCAACUUCAUUGAGAUGGAGAUCGAAGCGGCCAAUGGGAAUGUCAUGGCUGGACAGCGGCCUCCGCCCCGCAUCAAGAACGUGCAAAUUAACAACCAGAUCGUCAAGCUGAAGUACUGCUACACCUGCAAGAUCUUCAGACCCCCACGUGCUUCCCAUUGCAGUAUCUGCGACAACUGUGUGGACCGGUUUGACCAUCACUGUCCCUGGGUCGGAAACUGCGUAGGAAAGAGGAAUUACAGAUACUUCUACUUGUUCACACUCUCGCUGUCUCUACUUACCAUCUACAUCUUCGCCUUCGACAUCGUCCAUGUGGUUCUCCGUUCAGUGGACUCCGGGUUUCUGAGUACCAUUAAAGAAACUCCCGGAACUGUGUUGGAGGUUCUGGUGUGUUUUUUCACGCUCUGGUCUGUGGUGGGAUUGACUGGUUUCCACACCUACUUGAUCUCCCUCAACCAGACCACCAAUGAGGACAUCAAAGGCUCGUGGUCUGGAAAGAACCGUGUGCAGAACCCUUAUAGCCAUAAGAACAUCAUCAAGAACUGCUGUGAGGUUCUGUGUGGCCCUAAUUACCCCAGUGUGUUGGACAGAAGAGGGCUGAUGCUGGAAGACUCGACUAGCCCCGCCCCCCCUGCUGCGUCUGCUGCUUCCACCCAUAAGAGCAGCAACCCUGUUUCACAAACCACAAAAUCCUCAGCUCCCCUGAUUCUCAAUGAACAUACCCCCGAUGAAGCCAAGCCCAGCAUUGGUGCAGGCCCCCAGAAGAGCACCAGCUCCCCUAAAGAAGAGAAACCCCCCUCGCCAACAUCCCCUAAUGCUGUCGCCCCUGCAGUCAUCAAAGAGUCGGCCCACUAGCUUUGAAAGCCUUCUUCUCCAGACUUCUCUCAACCCUCUGAACGUGCUCGCUCACAGGAACACACACAGAAAAACUCAUGACUCGUUCAGAGCAGUGGUCUGUGCUUUCUGAUACUCUUUCACAGAACGGGACCCCUUCUGCCUGGAUCCUGCGCUAGCACACGAGACGAGAUCUGGAGGUCUUGAGACUCUCCUCUCUGAAUCACAGCAUGAUGAAACUCACAAUGAGGGAAAUGGGAAGCCACAGACUGAAUGGAAUGAGAAUGGACUACCCUGAAGCGUAAUGAGGACAUUAUUUCCCUCGUAAAAUGUUUGGUUGUUUUUUCAGUGUCAUUACCCGUUUCUGUAUAGCCUGCCUCCAUUAUUCCUAACCAUUUGUGUGCCCUGUAAAACCCAUUACUAGCUUCUAUUGUAGUUGUGCAAAAUGCCCUUUGGAUUAGACUUCUUUGUUUUCAAAGUGUUAUCAGCAAAAGUGCUUUAGCCAUAAACGUACAUUUGAGGCCCAACAAAUCUGCUUUAUUUUGAUGACGGGGCCAUUUGGAUCAGCUUAGUAAGUCAGUCAGUUAUAAAUGUGAUUCAACUCCAUGUCAAAACAGAAAGUUAAGCUCCGACUUGAUUUUACAAUCAUCCUGGAUGGUAGAAAGCAGAGGUGGUAAGAUGUUUGUGUCAGUGGGUACAGGCCGAUCUGCAUCAGUAAGUGUGUGAGAGUGCCUUAUCUAUGCUCUACCAUUACAUCUACAGAGGACUCCAUAAUGCCCUAAAUCUACUUAUACCUGUAAUCAAUCAACUUCAUUUUUAGACAAAGCUAACGAUCCGUCAGAAUGCAAAAAAAGCCAUGGAGUAAAUGUAUAUAAUGUAAAAAUGUCUAAGAAGCUGCAAAUUCCUUCUAAGAACUGGAAAACAUGCCUGAUUUAUGACUAUUAUUUUGAGCUCAUCUUAUUUAACAAGGUUUUUCCACAUCCGCCCGACAUAUGAGCAACCUUUCCUUUUUUCCUUUUCACUAAGAGACAGAUAUUACUACUCCAGGCCAAAGUAAAUGAAAGAAAGUUGAAUUUAAAUCUGAAAGUGAACUUUGCUGAGUCUAGGCAUGGAAACGUCCAGUUGACCAAGUCUCCUUCAGUGUCAUUUAAGCAUGCUUUUGGAUUGAAUUAAGAAAUUGUGCUCGUUUUUCUUUUUCCACUUUCUUUUCACAGUGUUUAAGGUAGCAGAGCUUGCCCCAGUGUAUCAGCGAAUGCGUAUUGUAGUCACCUUUACUGAUUUCACUGUAGUAUGUUGAAGGUCAGUUGUAAGGGAACACUUUAUGGACAGACCUACAGACAUCAGGGACCUAUGGACUGUAUAUUUUUACAUGAAUUCUCAUAGCCAGCCACACAUUUGUUUCAGGGGAGUAUUAUGUGGAAAGUUUAGAAGUGAACUAAGAAAUCUGUUUGAUUUAUUUGGAACAGCCAGCUUUAUAAUGUUGCCAGUUCAGUGCCAACUCACAGCAGUAUAUAAGCUGGAACGGUUAUGAGAGUGAUUCGUUUGCUUCUUGUUUCCUUUACUGAUGUUGAAGAAUGUGUUGAGGGUAAAAGUCCUUUAUUGCAGGAAACGUAGUUCUUCAGAAACCAACAGAAUGUGCUUCUAUCAGAUUUUUAAUUUAUAGCAGAUGGGGUUUUUUGUGAGUACUAUGGUGGGAACGUGUGUGUGUGUGUAUGCAAGAUGUGAAUAUUCAUUUGCUAGGACGAAGGUAAAUGGUAAUGUGCUUAAAACUGCGCUGAAUGAAUCCCACUUUUUUUAAGUCAUGUAAUGUGUCAUAAUAUACUAAUUUAGUAAAUAAAGCCAAGUCUUUAAUGCCAAGUCAGUGUAAUGUAUAAGUUUGGAAUAUUAGCAAAAGAUGGUCCGCUCUAGAUAUUUGGAUAGGAUGCAUAACAUACACAUUAUACAUCAUCACGAAUUGAGUUCUGUUCACUUUGCUUGGUAAUAACACUGUGAUCAUGUAUAUCCUCAUACUCUUCACUUUCUACUUAUGAAUUUGUGUGUAUGUGUUCAUUAAAUUAUAUGGUAUUAUUAC